AUGACUCAUACUGGAGGGAACAACGUUGUGUUUGAGUGUCAUCAAGAUUCCAAAGCAGUGCUCGAUUCAGUUAACUCACCAGAAUUCAUGAAUUUCGACUACGAAAAUAUUGAACUGCUGGGAAAAUUGACAAAGGUUCUGGCUAGAAUCAAAGGAUUGCUGACUCGCCCCACUCGCUUCCUAGGGAUUGAAUGGGCUCCGCUUAUUGUACCCAUGAAAAGGCGUCUAGAGACUUUAGCUGUUGUUCAUUUUGUAUUUGUUUGGAUGAUAUUACCAAUAGCAUCAACAUGGUUAACAUUCUACAUUUUAUUUUACACGCGUUUUUGGUGGACUAUGGUGUUAUACUUUCUGUGGACCAUAUACGAUUUCGAUCGACCUCGUCGAGGAUCACGUGGAUGGUCAUGGUAUAAAAACCAUCCAAUAUGGAAGCAUUUUGCCGAUUACUUCCCUCUGAGGGUGGUCAAAACUGCAGACUUACCUCCAGACAGAAACUAUAUUAUUGGAUCUCAUCCACAUGGAGUCCUUUCCAUAGGAGCGUUUACGGCGAUGAUAACGUCCGGUUCUGGAUUCCCUGAUCUCUUUCCAGGAUUGAAAUCCACAAUCCUUACACUCAAUGGACAAUUUUGGUUCCCUUUCAGGAGGGACAUCGGUAUAGCUCUAGGUGGUGUAGAAUCAUCGAGAGAAUCACUUCAGUACCUCCUAGAAAAUCCUGGAAAAGGUCGAGCAAUUGCCAUAGUGCUGGGAGGAGCAACCGAAGCGCUGGAUGCUCAUCCUGGUCGUCACAAUUUGACUUUGUCUUCCCGACGUGGAUUUUGUCGUUAUGCUCUGAAAUAUGGAGCAGAUCUUGUGCCAAUGUACAAUUUUGGUGAAAAUGAUGUAUAUGAAACAAUUCCAAAUCCGCGAGGAUCACGCACGAGAGAAUUUCAGGAAUGGAUUAGGAACAUAUGGGGUAUUUGUCCACCGUUGAUGAUGGGUCGAGGAAUUUUUAACUACAGUAUUGGCAUACUUCCACACCGAAGGCCAAUCACAUCAGUGGUCGGAGCACCAAUAAGAGUGAACCGGGUCGAGAACCCUACCCAACAACAGAUUGACGAACUACAUAACGAAUAUUGCAAGGCUCUCGUAGAUCUUUUUGAGACUCACAAAAACCUCCAUGACAUCCCAAAGGACGUUCAUUUGAACAUAUAUUGA
Molecule: messenger RNA, 1191 nt
Organism: Necator americanus (New World hookworm)
Lineage: Eukaryota; Metazoa; Nematoda; Chromadorea; Rhabditida; Ancylostomatidae
Exons: 11
Coding region: 1-1191 (396 amino acids)
Biological process (GO): triglyceride biosynthetic process
Cellular component (GO): endoplasmic reticulum membrane
Molecular function (GO): diacylglycerol O-acyltransferase activity
Source: RefSeq, a predicted model, not a curated record